AUGGUCGAGUUAGUCGAGCAUGCCACAAUUGUCGCCAACAGAAGAACAAAUGUUCUGGUCAUCGACCUUCUUGCCUCCGGUGCGAGGAGGCCAAUGUGCUUUGUGUCUACGUCGACGGGAAACGAGAGAGAAACGCUAGCCAUAACGAACCAACUUCAACAAUACGAAUCUCUUGUGCGCGAUAUUUAUCCCAAAUUCGACACCGAGCUGGCCAAAACCGUCGACCAAGCUCUCGCAAAAAUAGCUAGUCUUUCCCCGUCAUCGCCGACCGUCGCCAAAGUACCAGAUGAGACAGACUCGUCGACCCCAACAAUUUCUUACAUGGAUUACACCCUGGAGGACUUUAAUGGGGACGCUUCACUGCAAGCGAUUGGCUUUGUAGGAGAACAUUCGGCAAUCGCAUGGUUAUACAGGCUUAGGUGCUUGAUCGGUCAGAGUUCCAACUCGGACGGCCUAUCCGAGGAAACAACCCGUCCCUCAGUUUCGUCCUGUGGAUUCUUCAUGGAUGAUGCCGGAAUCCCGCCAAUAAACGACCUAGAUGUGUUCGCAUAUCCCCCACAAGCGGUCGCCGAUGAACUGGUGGACCGAUACUUCCAAGUCGCGCACGCCUCCUUUCCCGUCCUCGGCAAAGAAAUUUUCCUAAGCCAAUGUCGCUCAUUCUAUUCGAACUCAACGACGCAUCCUGGAAACAAAUGGAUGGCGUUAUUGAAUAUGGUGUUUGCGAUCGCUGCAAGACAUUCUGAGCUUUCCGGAGACCAACCUCAGCUGGAUCAAAAUAACCACACGGUAUACUUUGCCCGUGCCUGGCGGUUGAGCAUGGGCGAGAGUGCGCUCUUGGAUAAUCCCAACCUGCAGCAGACUCAGGUAGAGGGGCUAACCUCACUUUACCUGCUUUCCAUCGGACAGGCUAAUAGGGCAUGGAGAAUAUGUGGUAUUGCAAUUCAGUCGGCGAUCGCGAUGGGAAUCCACCUUCGUAGCGAAAGCCCCAGAUUCACACACGUGUCCAAAGAAACCAGAUACCGGCUAUGGUGGGCCCUGUACAUGUUGGACAUCCUACUCUGUGUGAUGACUGGACGCAUGCCCAGAAUUCAGCAGGAACACUGCACGACCCCUUUGCCGGUGCCUUACAAGGAGGAAGACUUCCGAGAUGAGCAUGUAACGAGGCUUAUCAUGGACAAUCAAUCCAGAGCCCGCCUCAUGGCUUCUCUACUCUCCUUCGAUCCCUCAGUUGAACCGAACGACCGUUUAUCUAUUCCGGCUUCUCCACAGUCCACGCCUCAACGGGAAUCACCGAGCCACCAGCUCCAAGCUAACGUCUCAUUAUACUUACUUUAUUCCCUUGACUUGGCAGCUGUGAUGAGACAAGCAAUUGAGAUCUUGUAUUCUCCCGGGGCGGGACGAAAAUCACGGAAUGACACCGAAUUGGCCAUGACAUCGCUCAACAGCGCCGCUGACAACUGGUUUGCUCGACUGCCUGCGACUUAUCAGUUCACCGAAACCAGAGUUGACCGAUCCUUUAUCCGUCAGCGGACGAGUUUGGCCUUUCAAUACUAUUCGACCAAACUUGUCAUUUCGCAACCUGCCCUUCGUUCUCAUAUCAGCGGUGAAGACUUCACCGCGAGUCUUGAUACUCCAAUGGCAAUGAUGUGUGUCAAUUCAGCAGGUCAAAUGCUUGAUCUCUUACCCAAUGAGCCAAACCUCUCCUGCCUCUUGGGUUGCUCACCUUGGUGGUCUGCUCUCCACUACCUCACGCAGAGCACUACGGUGCUCAUAACACAGUUGCUCACCCAGAAUCACAUGGGUGUCAGCGAAAGAAAUGAGUUAGUCGAAAGAGUCCAAAAAGCUCUGCAAUGGUUGAGGGAGUGUUCCACCAAGGAUCCAUCUUUCAAGCGGGCUUGGAGUAACUUUACGGAGCUCCUGUCAUCCCAAGGAUCCGAAAUUUUAAAAUAA
Penicillium concentricum is the source of this 1950-nucleotide messenger RNA. Its product is annotated as fungal specific transcription factor domain-containing protein. Gene Ontology annotation, molecular function: zinc ion binding; DNA binding. Bases 1 to 1950 code for a protein of 649 amino acids. Gene Ontology annotation, biological process: DNA-templated transcription. The transcript is spliced from 4 exons. NCBI's taxonomy places the organism in Eukaryota, Fungi, Ascomycota, Eurotiomycetes, Eurotiales, Aspergillaceae. The record is from RefSeq and is a predicted model, not a curated record.